GAGGUCGGCUCUUCGAGGAGCUGCUAUGGUGUUGAGUUCCCCGGGAGCGCCGACCGAGCCGAGGCGUUCGCUGCCAUGAAGAUUUCUGGGAAAGACCAGUGACUCCUGAUGUCAUGAAAUGGUAACAUGAAUAUUCAUGCGGGUGCCACAUCUAUGUGGGCUUCGUGCUGUGGGCUGCUGAAUGAAGUCAUGGGAACCGGAGCUGUCAGGGGCCAGCAGUCAGGAUUUGCAGGAGGCACUGGUCCUUUCAGAUUUACACCAAACUCUGAUUUUUCCACCUACCCACCAGCAACUCCGGAAGGGCCUAAUAUAGUUUGCAAAGCCUGUGGACUUUCAUUUUCAGUCUUUAGAAAGAAGCAUGUGUGUUGUGACUGCAAGAAGGAUUUUUGCUCCGUUUGUUCAGUCCCGCAAGAAAAUCACCGUAGAUGUUCUACUUGUCACUUAUUACAAGAGACGGCCUUCCAGCGCCCUCAGUUGAUGCGACUAAAAGUGAAGGAUCUUCGGCAGUAUCUCAUUCUUAGAAACAUACCAAUAGAUACUUGUCGAGAGAAGGAAGACUUGGUAGAUCUAGUACUGUGCCACCAUGGACUAGGCUCUGAGGAUGACCUGGACACAAGCAGUCUGAAUUCUUCACAGUCCCAGACUUCUAGCUUUUUUACACAGUCAUUUUUUUCAAACUACACCACCCCCUCUGCUACCGUGUCUUCCUUUCAGGGGGAGCUUAUGGAUGGAGACGGCACCUCCAGAUCUGGAGCACUGGCACAGGUACAAAGUGAAAUAGCUUCAGCAAACACAGAAGACGAUGAUGAUGAUGAUGAUGACGAUGACGAAGAUGAUGAGGAAGAAGAAGAAGAAAAUAAUUUGCAGGAUCGGACCCUUGGGCUCUCCAAGAAGCGAGUGAGAGCUUCGCUGUCUGACCUGUCAAGCCUUGAAGAGGUGGAGGGGAUGAGUGUGCGCCAGCUGAAGGAAAUCCUGGCUCGGAAUUUUGUCAACUAUUCUGGCUGUUGUGAAAAAUGGGAACUGGUAGAGAAAGUUAACCGGUUAUACAAAGAGAAUGAAGAAAACCAAAAGUCAUAUGGUGAGCGGCUGCAGCUGCAGGACGAGGAAGACGACAGUCUGUGCCGCAUCUGCAUGGAUGCUGUCAUCGAUUGUGUCCUACUGGAAUGUGGGCACAUGGUCACCUGCACCAAGUGCGGCAAGCGCAUGAGUGAGUGUCCCAUCUGCCGCCAGUACGUGGUGCGAGCUGUGCACGUGUUCAAGUCCUGAAACCAAGGUUCUCCCCAGUGGGACACGCACCCCCAGACUCCAUCCCAAACAUUUCAAUGCACAGAAGGGACUGGAAACUUACUGUUCAAAGGCAGAAGCUAUUUUUAAAAAUUAUUUUCACUACUUAUUGGGGGCAUAAAGUUUCAUCCUAAGUUGAAGAAACAUUGGUCCGCGCCAUGAGCCUGCCUGCGAUCACGAGCUUCCUAGGUUUUACGGGGUUCUGUCACAUGUCCCUCGUGAGCGCUAGUUGUUGAAGUCAGACUGUUGACACGUGGGCAUCAGCUCCUGCUCUCUGGUGAAUACUUACCCCAUUCUUGUUUCCCUUUGAUCCUAUGUUGGAAACUUCUGUUCUCUUUGGGUGAGGUGAGCUCACUGUCCACAGUGGCUCAUGUGGAACGUGCUAAGCAGCGGCCCCUUUGAAUGUUCAGUUUAUUAGUCAUGUAUAUUUUAAAUGCUAAUAUUUGAUGAAUGUAAGUUUCCACAUUAUUGCCAUUUCUGGGUUUAAACAUAAUUGGGAACAACUGACAUUCUGGUCACCUGUCAGGGCCUUAGAUGAAACAUGUCCAUUUUUGUUUAGGUGCAUCUUUUUAUGCUGUGCCUAGCUUCUUACAUUAGGAGUGUGUGUGCUUGAUUUUUUUCUUAAUGUGUAAUCAGUUUACACUGUUUUGUAUAGUGAAGGUGUAUUUUUAGUGCUACCUGCUAGCUAAUUUCAACAUUAAGAAUAAAAUUAGAUUUAAAGGAAA
Messenger RNA from Marmota monax (woodchuck), 2009 nucleotides. RefSeq names its product ring finger protein 34 (gene Rnf34). Gene Ontology annotation, biological process: proteasome-mediated ubiquitin-dependent protein catabolic process; protein K48-linked ubiquitination; negative regulation of extrinsic apoptotic signaling pathway via death domain receptors. The coding region runs from base 127 to 1266 and encodes 379 amino acids. Gene Ontology annotation, molecular function: ubiquitin protein ligase activity. NCBI's taxonomy places the organism in Eukaryota, Metazoa, Chordata, Mammalia, Rodentia, Sciuridae. The record is from RefSeq and is a predicted model, not a curated record. Gene Ontology annotation, cellular component: cytoplasm; plasma membrane. The transcript has 7 exons.